AUGACGGACGCACUCGUCGGAGAAAAACGCAACGCCCACGACCCACGUUCCCCGUCACCUGAUUCGACAAUGGAGGAGGGGGUCGAAGAAUUGGGCAAUGCGAAGGAGCCUGGUAGUUCGACUAAAAGAUCUCACGGUCGACCACGUCCCAAACCCGAACGAACCAAAGAUAAGGAAAGCAAGAAAGAUGGACGUCAUAGACGUCGCCAAUUGCCGAACGAAGAGGAUGCAAACAAGGUGGAUGAGGCCACUGGUCAAGAAGAAGGUCCAAAACCCCCUCGGUAUCCCAAACGACAGUGUGCCCUACUCGUUGGAUUUUGUGGGUCAGGUUACAGCGGCAUGCAAAUGUAUGGUCAUACCCGCACCAUCGAAGGCGCGUUGUUCGGCGCGUUAGUCAAAGUAGGGGCCGUCUCUCAGGAUAAUGCUGAUGACCCCGUCAAGGUUGCGCUUGCUCGAGCGGCUCGGACAGAUGCGGGCGUUCAUGCAGCUGGGAAUCUGGUAUCACUCAAGAUGAUAAUUACGGUUCCCGGCAUCAAAGACCUCGUCGCCCGCAUCAACGAAGAACUACCUCCCGAAAUACGUCUUUGGGGCUACGUGCGCACUCAAAACUCCUUCAAUGCGCGCCUAGUUUGUGACAGUCGGAAAUACACAUACUUUUUUCCGACAUAUCUCAUGAUCCCUCCCAAGCCUGGCACGGGCCUGCAUCGUGUCCUACAAUUACCGUCGCAGCCACACAGUUUUUGGGAAGGUGCUAUCUCGGAUUCAUUUCAGGAUGACCUCCGUCGCAAACGAUGCUGGAGAACCGGCCAAGAACAAGUGCAAAAAUUGCGGGAACUCGCGAAAGGCUACGAAGGCACCCAUAACUUUCAUAACUUUACAGUCGGUCGGGAGUUCAAAGAACGAAGCAACCACCGGUUUAUGAAGCAAAUAGAGGUUUCUGAUCCAGUCGUAUACGGGGAUACUGAGUGGAUUAGUGUCAUGUUCCACGGACAAAGCUUCAUGUUGCAUCAGGUUCGUCGCCUAAUGAUGUCGAUGUUGGUUAUGACUUGCCGGACGGAAACAUCCCCGCAGAUCAUUGAUGAGCUUUACGGUCCCAGAAAUGUGUUUGUACCCAAGAUGCCUUCUCUCGGAUUGUUGCUGGAGCAUCCGCUUUUUCACUCCUACAACGGAAGGAUGGCCGUUAUCAACGAAAAACUGCAACCUUCAGAUGCAGAAUACCGGCCGUUAAUCGAUUUCGAACUCCAUCGUGAAAAGAUUGACGCUUUCAAGGAGGAAUAUAUUUACAAAAAUAUGCGUGAGGUGGAGGGCAGGGAUGGACUGUUCGAUGCGUGGAUUAGAGCGGUUGACUCGUACGCAGGCGAUGAUCUGCUGUAUCUCAAUCGUGAAGGGAUUAUUCCAUUGGCGGCCGUAAUUAAGAAAGGGGAAAGACGUGAGAACCCUUUCCGGGAGAAGAAGAUCUUCGAUGCGACCAGCUUUCCUGUUGCUGAUGAGGUGAAGAAACAGCUGGAGGAGCAAGGCGAAGCCGAAGACGAGGAUCUUGUCGUCGACAAGGGGCAACUUGCCGAGAUGGAAGGUUAA
Messenger RNA from Laccaria bicolor S238N-H82, 1578 nucleotides. RefSeq lists its product as uncharacterized. Gene Ontology annotation, cellular component: nucleus. Lineage: Eukaryota; Fungi; Basidiomycota; Agaricomycetes; Agaricales; Hydnangiaceae. Gene Ontology annotation, biological process: mRNA pseudouridine synthesis; tRNA pseudouridine synthesis. The record is from RefSeq and is a predicted model, not a curated record. The transcript has 10 exons. Gene Ontology annotation, molecular function: pseudouridine synthase activity; RNA binding. Bases 1 to 1578 code for a protein of 525 amino acids.